This is a messenger RNA of Rhopalosiphum padi (bird cherry-oat aphid), 670 nucleotides long. RefSeq names its product large ribosomal subunit protein uL15 (gene RpL27A). Lineage: Eukaryota; Metazoa; Arthropoda; Insecta; Hemiptera; Aphididae. Bases 156 to 599 code for a protein of 147 amino acids. Gene Ontology annotation, cellular component: cytosolic large ribosomal subunit; ribosome. The transcript has 5 exons. The record is from RefSeq and is a predicted model, not a curated record. Gene Ontology annotation, biological process: translation. Gene Ontology annotation, molecular function: structural constituent of ribosome.
CGAUACGUAUUUCAUAUCUCCGCGACUAUAAGUUCCUAACCUAUAAAAAUUUGUUAUAAUGAAUGUUGUGACUUGUGUUCGUGUAUUCUCGUUCUCUUGAUUUCAGUCCUCGAGUCCUGUACAAGUUUCUCAUUUUUCUUCGUUCCUGAAGCAAAAUGACUACCAGUAAGAAGAAGACUAGGAAGUUGCGAGGUCAUGUCAGUCAUGGACACGGUCGUAUUGGUAAACACAGGAAGCAUCCCGGAGGUAGAGGUAAUGCUGGUGGUAUGCAUCACCAUAGAAUAAAUUUUGACAAAUACCAUCCUGGUUAUUUUGGAAAGUUGGGUAUGCGUAAUUACCAUUUAAGAAGAAAUUCAAAAUGGUGCCCUGCUAUUAACCUUGAACAACUAUACACUUUAAUCCCUGAAGAAACAAGACAGAAAUACGAAAAUGACAAAGAAAAAGCAGUUGUCAUUGAUGUAGUUCAAAAGGGUUAUUACAAAGUAUUGGGAAAAGGAAAUCUUCCCAAUCAGCCACUUAUUGUAAAGGCUAAAUUCUUUUCCAAGGUUGCUGAGCAAAAGAUUAAGAAAGUUGGUGGUGCCUGUGUACUCCAAGCCUAACUUGAUUUAUAUGUAUAAAUGACCAAUUAUAUUGAAAAAUAUAAUAAAAACAACUGUUUUUUAAACAUCGA